AUGGGCAAAAUCCCAGAGUUAGCAAGCAGCCCGCGGCCGCCCGCGCGUGGAAAACAGCGCGGUUGGCUCGUGACGGGAACCGCUCUUUCGGCUCUGGUUCUUCUUUCGGGCUUCCCUGGAUUGACUUCAGCCCGGGGUCUCAGCUUGGCUUCCAGUACAGUCAAAGGCUUCGUCCCUCAGACCAGGGAGUCGGAAGGCAAGGGUUCUCCGUACGGCAAAUUCCCACUGGCCGAUGACCCAUUCCGCUUCCUGCCCUGCACCCCAACCACUCUGCCACCGCCACUCGAUGAUACCAACGCCGAGCAAACCUGGGCUUCUCACUUCGACCCCAACCCGGACCACUGGAGUUGGGGUGCUCCCAGCCAGCCGAAGAAUGGCACUGCCAGGGGCGACCCGUACGCGGGGCGUGGAAUUUUCCUUUGCGGCUACCUGGAAGUCCCGCUGGAUUACACCAACGAGGCAGAGGCCCGAAUCGUUCGUCUUGCUGUGACGAAAUUCCAGGUCUCGGGCCUAGCACGUGUCGGCGAGCCAGCCCACUCAUCGGCCGGCAAGAAGACCGAGAGGACGAUCGUUAUCGAGCCCGGCGGACCCGGUGGAAGCGGGACCUCGUACGCGUGGAGCGCGGCCCAGAACAUCACGGCCCGGUUCAGCGAUAGCAAGUUCGACGUCCUGGGCUGGGACCCGCGGGGAGUAAACGCCUCGCUUCCUGUUGUUGCGUGCUUCCCCCAGGACGCUACCCGGGACCGCUGGAGCCUCCUCACAUCGCUCCACUAUGCGGUAUCCGCAUCUCCCAGGGACCAGCUCGAGAUCGCUGAUGCUUAUAACGCCGCCAUGAUGCGCUCCUGCUGGGAACAGCUCGGCGACCUCCCCCGUUUUCUCGGCACCGGUAUGGUUGCCCGAGACCUGGAGCAGAUCCGGAUUGCGCUCGGAGAAGACAAGUUAUCUGGGUAUCUGGUCAGCUACGGCACGGGCAUUGGCCAGACGUAUGCCUCGAUGUUUCCGAACAGCGUUGGCCGCCUGAUCCUCGACGGCACCGAGUAUGUCAAAGACCAUCGCCUGCGGGGCGGGUUCGGGUGGACUGCGCUGGACAACACCACGGACGCCUACCAUGACGGGUUCCUAGGUGAGUGUAUCAAUGCUGGACCCGAGCGCUGCGCGCUUGCGAAGUCGAAGGAUGGCAAACCCGUCACCCUGCCGGCCCUUGAAGCCCGCAUGGACGCUCUGUUGGCGUCCCUCGCCGAACGCCCGGUCCCGGCAUACCUUCCGACCAGUGGGCCGUCGCUGGUAACCUACUCUUCCAUGGCCGAUAACAUCUACGGGGCGCUGUACAACGCUCAAAGCUGGCCCGCAAUGGCCCAGGUUCUGUAUGAGCUGGAGGACGGGAACGCCACUCUCGCGGCAGCGGCUAUCAACGACCAGUGGUGGUUCUACGACCCGACGACGCCUUGUUCACCCACCCCCGCUAGGCCCUCCGACCAGGAACUGGGCUACCUCGUCAUCUGCGCAGACUCGUACGACGCCCCAGGCACCGACGACCUGGACUGGUGGUUGUCGCUGUGGGGGAACAUGACAACCCAAUCAUGGGUGGCCGGCAACUCGCGGUUCUACGUCACCCUCCCCUGCCGCCACUUCCUGAAGUACUGGCCCGACCCGGUGGGCGUGUACCGCGGCGACCUCAACCACACGCUCAGCAACCCGGUGCUCCUCAUCGCCGAGACGUACGACCCGGCCACCCCGCUCCGCAACGGCAGGCGGCUGCUGCAGGAGAUGGGCAACAACGCGCGCCUGAUCGCCCACCAUGGUUAUGGCCAUUCGUCGAGGGACACGUCUAGCUGCACGGAUAGCAUUGCGAAGGCGUACAUGCUGAAUGGUACCCUGCCUGAGGAGCAGGAGACUGCUUGCUAUGCGGAUGAGAAGCCGUACUUGUAUGGUGUCAAGAAGAAUGUGACCACCUUGGCACGGCGAGAGGUGGGGGAUCCUCUUGGAGCUUGGAAGCAGCAUUUGACGGAGCUGUCCUUUAUGGACCCCAGACUGUGA
Molecule: messenger RNA, 2037 nt
Organism: Chaetomium globosum CBS 148.51
Lineage: Eukaryota; Fungi; Ascomycota; Sordariomycetes; Sordariales; Chaetomiaceae
Exons: 1
Coding region: 1-2037 (678 amino acids)
Source: RefSeq, a predicted model, not a curated record